This is a messenger RNA of Ictalurus punctatus (channel catfish), 767 nucleotides long. RefSeq names its product gem (nuclear organelle) associated protein 7 (gene gemin7). The coding region runs from base 346 to 732 and encodes 128 amino acids. Gene Ontology annotation, biological process: spliceosomal snRNP assembly. Lineage: Eukaryota; Metazoa; Chordata; Actinopteri; Siluriformes; Ictaluridae. The transcript has 3 exons. The record is from RefSeq and is a predicted model, not a curated record. Gene Ontology annotation, cellular component: SMN-Sm protein complex.
AGAAGAAGCCGAAUCAGGCGUCAUAUCCGGUUCCGGUUCGGGAAGCGCGAGCGCGUUGUAUUGAGGGUUUUGUGAGUAACGGAUGGUGAUUAAUGUCCAGGUCAGAUCUCACUCCUUCCCGCUUCUCUGUUCUGAAGCGGAGUGUGUAAUGGAGGAGCUGAGGAGCGGAGAGAAGCAGCUGUAAGUGCGAUGAGUCGUUAAGUGCGUACACGUGUCUGCUGAACGGCUGGUAAACGCCUCUCUUUCUCCUGGAGAUCGGAUUGUGUGUGUACGGUUGAGGAUUAGUGACUGGCUGUAGGUUUGGGUAUAACGAGAGGCGUGACGAGUAAGCCUGACCGAGUUGAGAUGAAGAACCCAGUGAACGUGUUGCGCUUGCCCAGAGGUCCGGACCCCAACAGCCGCGGGUUUGACCCCACCACACCCCGAUACAUUGCCCUGUGUCCCUCCUCCAUCCCGGCGUCCACAGCGAGCGGUACUGACCUUAACAACAUGGAGGAAGAGCAGAGAUUACGCUCAGAACUGCGGGAACGGUUCCUCAGGACUCUUAUAGCCAUGACGGACAAACCGGUUCACUUCAGCAUGUAUGAAAAAGUCCAAGUGCAGGCAAAAUUCGGAGCCUCGGACAUCGACGUGAUGAACUUCCAGGUUUCCGAUCUGCAGACCCCUCUAGGCGUUCAGAAAGAGGCGUUACUCAGGUGUCAGGACGUGAUCUCGUACUCCUUUAACUUGUGAAUGUUAUAGAAUUCAAUUAAAGUGAAAUGUUUCUC